GUAUAAAUGAAAAAAUUGCUGAAGACAAAUAAAGAUCUAGGCAAUCAAUAUUUAGACUUUACAUAAUUGUUUGAAAAGAAACUCAAACAACCAACAAUAAAUAAUGAUAGCAAGAAGGAAUUAAUUGAAUAAUAUAGACAACGCAAUUUCAAACAUGAACCUUAACCGUUCUAUGAAUCAUCAGAAAUAAUAGUUUAUGGAUCUUUUGAGAAUUCAAACAUAAUGGCUGUGUAAUAAGAAGGCAAUGAAUUGAAUAUAUUGUUAAAUGGAGACACUAAUACAAAUGGAUGUACACAAUGGUUUUAUUUUGGGAUAAUGGUAAAAUAGCCUUAAUAAUUGACAUUUCGAAUUCUGAACAAUCGUAGAGGCAAAUCCCUAUUGAAAGAAUACAACCACAUUCGAGUAUAUGAUAAUAAUAAAUGGAAUUGUGAGACUACUAAAGAAUUGUAUUAUUACAGAACAAAUAUCAAUCAUCCAUUUUAUCAUUCUUCGGAUUCUUCUAUUGCAAAUUUGUAGCAGAAUUUUCCAUUACAUACUUUACAAUUUAAUUAUAAUUUUACCUAAAAUAAAAGCAUAGUGUACUUUGCAUUGACUUUACCAUACACAGUCAGUAAUUUAUAUCAUCUAGUUUAUCAUUCAAGUCUAAAACAUAAGGUAUUAUGUAGCACUUCUUUGGGAUUACCAAUAUUUAAAUUAAAAACUAAACAUAAAAGUAAAGUAUAUUUUUAUAUUGUAAUUUUUAGCUUCUGAAGUAGUGAUCAUAUUGGCACGAUAACAUCCAAGUGAGUCUGUUGGUUCACAUAUUUGUGAAGAGAUAAUUAAAUUAUUAGAUUGUGGUCAUUAAGUUUAAAAUAAAUAUAGAUGUGUAAUAUUUCCUAUGUUAAAUCCGGAUGGUGUGUUUCUAGGUAAUUCUAGGUGUAAUUUUAAUGGAAUCGAUUUGAAUAGGUAAAACCAAUUAUAAUCUUUAUCCAUAGAAAAUGGGAUAUGCCUAAUUAAACUACUGAGCCAGAAAUUUAUAAUGUAGUCAAACAUAUCAAAAAGUAUAAAGUAGCAUUUCUUAUUGAUUUACAUGGACAUUCUAAAAAAUUAUGUUAAUUUCUAUAUGGUUGUGCUACUCAAAUUAAACAUAUUUCAGAUUAUAUGAGAGUUAAAUAAUUUAGCAGAUUAUUACAAUAAGGAUGUGAUCUUUUUAGUUAUAAUGUAAUUUAUUUUUAUUAAAUAUUAGAAUUGUUCAUUUAGUGUUACACCAGAUAGAGUGAGUACUGCUAGAGUUGCUAUGUGGAAAAAGUUUUAAAUUGCUAAUUCAAUGACAAUUGAAACAUCUUUAUAUGGAGUAUCAAAGAAACCUUUCGAAAAAGAAGAGUUUCAACUAUUGGCUCUAAAUAUUUUAAAUGCUCUUUUCAAAUAUGAUGAAUAUUAAUCUGAUCCUCAUUUAUAUGAUGCUUAAGAAAUUAAUUAAGCCAUUAAAUUAAUAAAAAAAGAUGGAAUUGAUGAUAAAGAAUCUGGAUCUGAUUCUGAUGCAGAAUAAGAUAUUAUAGUUACCAGAAAUCCUAGAUUAAAAGUUACUUCUAGAAGAGAUUCAACUCCUUUAAUGGUUAAAAGUAAACCUAAAUAAUAAUCAGAAACACCUAUUCAAUAACCUACACUUUUCUUUAAGAAUGAAUAAACUUAUAGUUUCAAGAAAAUACCUUCAUAUUAAAUGAAAAGAAAAGUGUAAAAUUAUUUAUUUAAUUUAGUUCUCGAAUGAAUUCUUUUCAGAGUCAAAUUAUUGAUGAACCAUUAAAUGCAUAAUUACCUACUAUCUAUAAUAUUCCAAAUAAGUAAUAUAAAGGUACUCUUGAUCUGAUAUAAGCUAUACAAGUUAAAUCGCUUUCUAGAUAAUAGUGA
Paramecium sonneborni is the source of this 1887-nucleotide messenger RNA. Lineage: Eukaryota; Ciliophora; Oligohymenophorea; Peniculida; Parameciidae. The record is from the annotation of a GenBank genome assembly.